Molecule: messenger RNA, 464 nt
Organism: Westerdykella ornata
Lineage: Eukaryota; Fungi; Ascomycota; Dothideomycetes; Pleosporales; Sporormiaceae
Exons: 2
Coding region: 141-374 (77 amino acids)
Source: RefSeq, a predicted model, not a curated record
CAACCAUCGGCUGCCUUUUGUAUGCGGGUGGCCGGGUUGACUGUACUUUGGGUUUCCCUAUUUACAGGCCACAAGCCCCACUCGUCUCAGAGGGAUGAGCGGUUGGCCCCGGAUACUCGAGAUUCUGUGAAGUCUGACAAAUGACAAAACGAACAAGACUCAUAAAUACCUCUGCAGAGGGUGCCCACGCCUGCGAAGAGCGGUGGCGCUGCCACGCUGCCACCGGCGCGACAUGGUCCCUUUUGCUGAUUCCGAUCCCGCUGUUGACCGCCCACCUGUCGAGCUCGCCGCCCACGGUUGUCUUCCUUGGCGAGGCGGAGGUGGAAGACGGAAGUGGGAUGUGGGACGUGGGAUGCGGGAGCUGCCGGAGUUGAGGAGAUGCGAACCGCGAUUUGUGUGUCGCCGCCAGCAGGAACGCGGAAAAGGAAGCGUUGUCGUCCGUUAUUCUAACUGAGCCGUGGCCG